AGGGCCUGGUCGCAGUCGAUGGAGGCCAAGUCCCCAGGGUUCUUCCAGAAGCUGGUGGAGCUGCAGGCGCCCGAGGUGCUGUGGAUUGGGUGCGCAGAUGCACGCAUGCCUGCCAACGAUCUGAUUGGGCUGCGGCCGGGAGAAGUGCUGGUGCAGCGUAACGUGGGCAACAUUGCUUCCUUCAAAGAUAUGAACCUGAUGAGCUGCCUGGAGUACGCGGUGGCAGUGCUCAAGGUGAAGCACAUCAUUGUGUGCGGCCACUACGGCUGUGGAGCGGUGGAGGGGACGCUGCACGAGGAUGUGCCCGGCAAGACGUCGGCCCUGGCCAACCUGUGGAUCCAGGAUGUGCGCGACACGCUGGAGAAGAAUGUGGAGGCGCUGCGGUGCCUCAACGGCCCCGCUCGCGCCAACAAGCUGGUGGAUUUGAACGUCAUGCGGCAGGUGUUCAACGUGUGCACCAGCCCGGUGGUGCAGCAGGCGUGGGACGCGGGGCACCAGCUGGCGGUGCACGGCCUGGUGUACUCCCUCCACGACGGCCUCCUCAAAACCAUC
Chlorella variabilis is the source of this 552-nucleotide messenger RNA. RefSeq lists its product as hypothetical. The transcript is spliced from 5 exons. Gene Ontology annotation, biological process: carbon utilization. The record is from RefSeq and is a predicted model, not a curated record. NCBI's taxonomy places the organism in Eukaryota, Viridiplantae, Chlorophyta, Trebouxiophyceae, Chlorellales, Chlorellaceae. The annotation marks the transcript as partial. Gene Ontology annotation, molecular function: zinc ion binding; carbonate dehydratase activity.